Messenger RNA from Amphiprion ocellaris (clown anemonefish), 4788 nucleotides. RefSeq names its product carbonic anhydrase IV c (gene ca4c). Gene Ontology annotation, molecular function: zinc ion binding; carbonate dehydratase activity. Lineage: Eukaryota; Metazoa; Chordata; Actinopteri; Pomacentridae. The record is from RefSeq and is a predicted model, not a curated record. The transcript has 8 exons. Bases 2304 to 3230 code for a protein of 308 amino acids. Gene Ontology annotation, cellular component: plasma membrane.
CUUUGGCAGAUAGUGUAGAAGAUAUUAAAGGUCCCUUAUUGUGAACAUCUAUUUUUACUGUGCUUUGAGCUUAAACAUUGUGCUGUAAAGUAAAAUAGUUAAAAUAGCAGUUAAAAUAUAAAGAGGUGUUUAUUUCUGCCAUUCUUUAAGAUUUACCCAUAAGUAAAUAGAUUCCCAGCUUUGCAAACAAGUGAGAAAGUGACCUAAGUGCUGCGUACCAUGAACCAAUAGUUUUCUAGCUCAAAUUUUGCAUAAUCCCUGUUGCACCGGGUGAACUAUUCAGAAACAGGAGCUGCCUCACAGUCUAACAGUUUUAUUUAGUUUCCAGAGCUGCUUCUGCUAACAUCUAAAAUGUCUUAGCUUGUAAAACACACCAAAUGUUCUGAUGUUGGCUGCAAAAGUGAAUGCAAGAGUCUUCAUGCACUUAUAGCAUCUGAGAAACUGAAGUCCCAGUGCAUUACUGUUGUGUGUUUUUUUGUUUGUUGUUUUGUUGUAGUUUAUUUUGGAUGGCGAUGUCCAGGUGUAUGUUACCUGUACAAUGUCAGCAUGUUGUAUGGGUAAUGUGGCUAACACUAGCAUUAGCUGUGAUCAUAAGGCCACAGAUCAGACUUCUGUGGAAACUAUCAAGUUAAGAGACAUUCAAAGGUGGAUUUAUUUGCAGCCAACAAACAAGGACUGGUUGGGUUACUGUGCUGUCAUGUGACCUGUUGUGCUUCAGUACAUGCAUCAUUUAUAAUGCAGUUGAAUUCCCAGUAAAGCUGUUCUCAUUUGGAAGAGUUUCUGUUUCUGUUGUCAGACAUGGGACUAACAUAAAAUAGCCUAUUAAGACAACAUGUUAACUAGCAGUCACCUCAGAGCAACUUGCAAGCUGAAAAACUCAACAAACCCAAGUUAAAAACAACAGCUGUGCCUUGAAUUUAGCGAUAUUUCAAUUUCAAAUGACUACUCAGACAAUACGGUUUUACACUGUCACAGAAACAGAGACAGUUUUCUUCCUGAAGGGGGCGUGGACACCAGUAGCUUAGCUGCAUGUAAAGCUACGAAUGCUGAAACAGCCGGUUUAGAACAGAAUUAAAACUAGAGGUUAUACAGUUAUAAGUAAGUAAACCAUCUUUGCAACGUUUUGAGGUGACAAACUGAAAGAAACAGUCUGCGAACUUUGAUUUGAUUUUUUUUUUUUUUUUAAAGGGGGGGAACAAUAUGGCACCUUUAGUGUAUUUUCUGUAUUUUAUACUAACAGGAAAUGAUACAAGAUUUGCAACAGCACAAUUUGGGAACAGUACUGCCAAUUUUAAAAUAAAAAAAAAUUAACAAAAAGCACUGUUCAUUUAGACAAUUUUUUGUACAUUAUUUUUGUUCUCGAUUCCACAAAAGUGACUCCUCCGCUUUCUUUGUGCAUUGUGUUUUCACCACAACAAACAAUAGACAUUUUCACAGCAGUUUGACUGAAAAAAAAGGGCACAAAUGUAACUAAUCAUCACAUCAAUGAUGCCUCAGUCCCAGAGAGUCUGUUCAGCAAGUUAAAAUGCAAAAUAUGGUCUGAUAAUCAGAACGAACAGAUAUGUUUUCAGUGCAGAUAUUUUUACUUGUCAUAGUAGGGAAAGAACAGGUAGUACUCAUAAUAACAGGAUGUUCUCUCAAUGGAAUCAUUGAAGCUGCUUUUCUAGAAUAGAAUAGAAUAGAAUAGAAUAGAAUAGAAUAGCUUUGUUGUCAUCAUACAUGGGAGCAUGACGCAAAUAUAAGUAGCAGCCACUGGAUGAUGCAUUGAAAACAAGCUAAAUUAACACCAAUAAAUAAUAAAAUCAAAUGUAGAUAUAAAACUAGACUACAUUAAUAAUUACAACAUAUGCAAAAAAGGCAAGAUAUACAUAAUAAUGUGUGGGAGGUAAAUGAAUUCAAAUAAAAAUCUAUAAAAUAGAAUAAAUAUGGGCAGGAGAAUGCAUGACUAUAAGAAAUUACAAUAUCAAAUGUCAAGAAGAAAUCUCCAACUGUGUUUAUUUUGUCACUUUUGAGUGAGGGUUAUCGCUCUACACUCAGAGUAUUCACUGAAUGGUGAUUAAACAGGGGCGAAAAACACUGAACUGAUUUUGCCACCAGGUGUCCGUCUCUCCUCUUUCGAACACCUGACAGCUAAGAAUAUUUUCUCAAAGUCAUUUCUUGCCUCUGUUUUCCUGAGACUAACACACACCUUUUGUCCUACUCACGAUCGUCUCCCUCCCACCUUCAAAUGCUGCUGUCAGCAUGUGAAGUAGCUGAUAUUCAGUGUGUGAGGAGCUUCUGUGGUCUCUGUGCUGGUCCUGAUCAUGGAGUUUUCUCUCUACCUCCUGACUCUGCUGCUUCUCUUUCCUCAGUGCACAGCUCAGUGGUGUUACCAGAGCCAGUACUCCUGUGAUGACACAUGCAGAGACCCCAGCCGCUGGGCAGCUCAGUUUCCCAGCUGUGGAGGAUUACGUCAGUCACCUAUUAACAUCGUCACCAGCAAAGUGCACAUCAACAGCGCCCUGCCACCCUUCGACUUCAUCGGUCACACCAACGCCAUCAACAUUACAGUGGAAAACAAAGGACACUCUGCUCACUUUGCUCUGCCUCAGUCGGUCCGGCUGACUGGAGGAGCUCUGCCGGGUCACUACAGAGCCGCCCAGUUCCACUUCCACUGGGGAGGAAACGGGAGACCAGGAUCAGAGCACACCAUUGAUGGAGAGAGAUUUCCCAUGGAGCUGCACAUCGUCCACAUCAAGGAGCCUUACGGUUCUCUGGCUGAGGCAGAACAUGACCUGGCAGGUAUAGCUCUGCUGGCCUUCCUGUUUGAGGAAACAACAGAUGAUCAUCCUCAGUUGGACGCAGUAAUAGCAGCGCUGGGCCGAGUGCAAAACAACGGCAGCAGGACAGUGAUCCCAAACUUUCGACUCAGCAACAUCAUUCCAGCUGCAAAGGAGCUUCACAGUUAUUACCGCUACGUGGGUUCCAUGACGACUCCAGGAUGUGAGCAGGCGGUUGCAUGGACGGUGUUUCACAGGACGUUGUCCAUCAGCAGUCGACAGCUGGAUGCAGUAGUUAAACAGUGUCGAUUCUGGACCGGACAGCCCAUGACCGACAUCUUCAGACCCACACAGCCUCUGGAUGGCAGAGUCGUUUACUGUUCCAAAGCAGCUGCAGCUCUACCAGGUGUGAGCCUCUUAUGGUUUGGUAUUUUCUCAGCUGUACUCGGAACUGCAGGUCUGAUUCACUGACUCAGUUCAUGACAAAACUCGAUUUAUGCAACAAAAGCUCCUGAAUGUUUAAAGGCGACUUCUAUAAACUUUAGCAUAUUUGCAGAAGCGUCACAGUGGGAAACUAUUUUCUGAGUUACCUUUGAUCGUGUCAGUUCACUGCACAAACACAACCUCUGCAUAUAGUUAAUGUUACAUUCUCUGUAGAUUAAUGUUUUACAGCCACAAUGACGUCGACCCAUCAGUGGCCAUAAUUACAGAAACAGCUGCUUAAAACAACUUCAGCAGCAAUCAGUGAGAGCAGCUCUGCAACUUAUCUAAUUACAGAGAUAAUGAUCUAUUGCACAAUAUAAAAUAACUUUGCUGACAUUCUUACUUCAAAUUUAGCACAUCGAAAUAGCAACUUCUCCACUGACAUCCUCACCAGUUUCAGCUGUACCAGCUUGUGUUCAGUGCUAGUCAGCAUACUAACAUGUUGCGAUGUUGAACAUGCUAACAUUAUUCUUGCUAAAUAUCAGCACAUUAACUUUCUUUUUAUAUGUUAUCAUGCUGAUGCUAGCAUUUAGCACUAGGAGCCAGAAUAUAGCCGCACACAGCUGUAGACUCAUAUCUUGUUGCUCCAACACGGACUCUUAUCAUUUCUGAAUUAAAAUUAGUUUCUGCAGUGUGUUAGGAGUAGACAUCUUUACCUCAGCAAGCCUUCGUGUCAGUUUUUCUUAUUUUUCUUCUAAUUAGUGGUCAAUAUUUUACUUUCAUACAUUACUGCUUUAUAUUAACUCUAAUCUGCUUUUUCAUAGACGUAAGACACCAUUAGUGAAGAAUAAAAAUGUAGUCUUAGGGGUUUAGAAUAAGAUUUUCCCUUCUUUUAAUAAGCUGGGGGUUCUACCACUUUGUCUUUACUUGAUAUGUAUAUUGUUCUCUGUGUUGGUCAGACGUCUAAGUUAAGUUUCGGGUAACUAAGGCAUGCCCUAAAUAUACUGUACAUUUGUUUAUUUGUGGGAAAACCAAAUGGAUUCUAAACGUAUGUAAAACAAUGUAACAACUUCUUCUCUACUUAUGCUAACGAUAUGAUUAUCGUUUAUUGCUUAAUGCAUUGAUUUGUAUAUAUUCUACAUGUAUGGAAUUAUAACAAAAUUAAAAAUUAAAAACAAUACAUAGACAGUACAAACCAAAUGGAUUUAUCUGAACCCUUGUAGGAUUAUGAUAUUAUUUGGCAUUAGGAAUGCUCUGAUUUGGCUUUUAAUGGAUCGUACCAUUAGAAUUUGAAACAUGACCAAUGAUUUUGUUUUGGAUUUUUUACAUAAAGCUUCUGUAUGAACACCUAUAAAGAUGUUGCACUUUUGCAUCUAAAUGUUACCCAUAGAAAUGAAUGUGCCUUGCCAAACCUUCACUGUUCCCGCCCCAAGACAUACAGUAUGUGUGUCUUUUUUGUGUGAGGAAGACAACAUGUGACUGUAAAUGGACACUGAUAGAAUAUAUCUUAUCAUUAAGUUUAGACAGCUACCAUCCACACAUAUUUUACUGCUCAAGCUGUAACUUUGGGCCGAUAAAGUAACAUUAAACAUUUUCCUGACUUUGA